Drosophila virilis is the source of this 6499-nucleotide messenger RNA. It is a transcript of the gene Su(z)2, whose product is annotated as Suppressor of zeste 2. Gene Ontology annotation, molecular function: promoter-specific chromatin binding; metal ion binding. Lineage: Eukaryota; Metazoa; Arthropoda; Insecta; Diptera; Drosophilidae. Gene Ontology annotation, cellular component: PRC1 complex. The record is from RefSeq and is a predicted model, not a curated record. Gene Ontology annotation, biological process: negative regulation of transcription by RNA polymerase II.
AAGAAGAGUUAGUUCAUCAUUUGGCUUGAAUCGAUUUAUGCUUGUGCGUAAAAUAGAUUUCAAUUCGUUUGCAGCAUUAUAGCCGGUAACUAGUUACCGUAAUUUGUGGCCACUGCCCGAACAAUUUGCGUCGCAGCUUGGCAGAAAAAUUCAACGUUUGGGAAAAACUCGCGCUGUUGUGUGUACAUUUCUAAUAAGAAGAAAAAUUUCACUUUGCAUUUGAUUGCGCGGCGAGCGCGGCGAAAUGUAACGAAAAAAAAAUGUUAUAACGCUCUCCCAUCAGUGUGUGUGUGAAAAUUUUGUAAACACACGUACACGUGACAAGUGCGUUUGUGUUGUUGUCGUAUUGGAAUUUUCGUCGCUGCCAGUUCGAAAUGAGCGAAAAAAAAAAAAAACAAACAACCGAAACUAAAACUGCGGCGAAGGCGAAAACACGCGCGCGCAAAUUGUAGAAAGUUUUGUUUUGGGUUUUGGUUGUGCCGCGCUAUGCUAUGCUCUCCCCACACAGCCCACUAGGGGCGGCCAACAACGUACGCUCUCUCGCCGCGGCGAAUAGAUACAAAUUGGUGUCGUCGUCGUCGUCGUCGUCGUCGUCGCUGCUUCGUGUUUUCUGUUGCUGUCCGAGCGCUCGUUUCGCCUCAAUUGCGCGGCGAGUACCCGAGUGCGAGUACGAACGCAGCGUAGCAUUUGAAUUUCGUGCAUUGCUUUUAGUUGUAUUUUCAGCGGCUGCUGUUGUGGACAAAUACCGCACGUUCAUAACGCAAGUAGAUUUUGCCUCAAAUUUCAAUAUAUAUUCGCUGUGUUGCCGCGUCUCUCGUCAUCGGCAAAGCUUGUUGCGUGCGCGUCGUGUGUUUAUAUAUGUGCAUGUGUGUGUGUGUGUGUGUGUGUGUGUGUGUGUGUGUAACCACCCUGCGGGUUGGUGUUGUAAAGUGCGCUCGUGCCGGCGCCAGUUGCUGCUGCGACUGCUGCUCCGGCUGUUUUUGUUGUUAUUGUUUCGCUUCGUUUCGAUAGCGAUAACAGCGCGGCGAAGCCUCUGCCCACUGUGCAAGCUGUGGCCAUUUCGUCACUGUCAGCGUGUGCGUGUGUGCGUUUGUGUGUGUGUGUGUGUGUGUGUCUGUGUUAGUGUGAGCCUUGCUCGUAAACUAAUACGACAACGACAUUGAAGACGUCAUCAAUGUUGUCAAUUGUACGCCCAAACCACCCACAAAGACCGGCACAGUGGGCCACGCGCGCGUGUCUAUGUGUGUGUGUGUGUGUGUGUGUGUGGGCGUGGGCGUGGGCGUGGGCAGCAUUGAUGAAUGGCAUUUGAGUGUUUGCCUUGCCCACACAUUCUCAUUAUCCUUAGCUACGUUUGCAUUUUCUUCUUCUACAUAAGCUGCAGCUACCGCUGUGUCCAGCUACCUUAUCGCGCCCCUCGCUCCUUGUGCCCACUUUGACUUGGUUUGCCAGCUUUUGUUUUUGCUGCCUUCCUUUUUUGCUCGCCUUUUGUUUUGUUUUUGUUUUUCUGUGUUUUGCUAGCAUCGCAUCGCAUCGCAUCGCAGCGCAGCUUCUCUCGGCUUGUUGUCACUGCUGCCGCCUAUUUCGUCUUUCGCCUUUUACAAGCUGCUUUCGUGCCAGUUUCGCGUGAGCGUGUGACGUACAGAGCAGAAACAUGUCAAAGGCAACAACAAAAUGAAGAAGAAGAAGAUGAGGAAGAAAAAGUGGGCAGCGCAUAGCGAGCCAAUGCGACUUUUAGUUGCCCUACAGCUCAGUUUCUAAUUGACAUGCUAGCAUCUUAAAAAACCAACUACACAGAGGCUAACUACACAUAAAAAUAACAAAAUACAAAUUUGUAAUAAAAAUGCAUCUGAAGACGGAAACCCAGCUGGACAAGCUGCAUACCGAGCGCAACGGCUCCGUUCGCGAGCUGAACCAGUUCAAUGAGCUGUUGACCUGUCGCAUUUGUCAGGGCUAUAUGAUAGAGCCCACCACAGUUGACGCCUGCUAUCACACGUAUUGUCGCAGUUGCAUUCUGAAGCAUUUGCUGCGCGAUGUUUACUGCCCACAGUGCAAGUCCAGCGGGGGCAAGCACAUCAGCGAGGAUAACCUCAGAUCCGAUGAGACGUUGCGUGCGCUGAUUUAUAAACUGGUGCCGGGUCUCUAUCAGCGCGAAUGCAAGCGUCUGGCUGAGUUCAGGGAACAGCACCAGGAACUGGAUGCCGACGAGGAGCUGCUGAGACCCCAACUGGAACAGCAACAGGAGUUCUUUACGCCAGGCGAGCCUAUUAGUUUAUCGCUAGAAUAUCAUCCCGCUAUGCUGAAAAACUGCGGCUCAUCCGAAAAGCCGCCCAUCUGCUAUCUGCAGUGCCCCGCCGACUUGAGGGUUGUGCAUCUGAAGCGUUUCCUCUGCUCCAAGUACGACAUCGAUGCGGAGAACAAACACGUCGAGGUCGAGGUCACGUACGAGGAUGAGGUACUGCCGCCCAGCUUUACGCUCAUGGAUGUCGGCUAUUGUUACCAGUGGAAGCGGCACGCGCCCAUGGCAUUUCGGUAUAGGAUAUUGCUGCACGAACGCGAGACAACAAAAAACGAUGAGAACAAUUUGUCAAAGGUUAAACAGGAUAUUGAGUUAAGUUCCGCGGCGGCGACGGCGACGGCAAAGAGCGGCAAGUCGGUGACCUUUGCCAUGGACGUGGAUGUGGCUGUGGAUACACAGCGUCUGCCGUUGCAUGCCACAAGCAAGGCGCGCAACAAGUCCGCACAGAAGCUGGCCAAAAGCAAGCGCCUGGCCAAACGGGAGCCGGACGAUGCCGCCACAGCGCCAAGCAACUUCAAGAGCCUGCGCAGCAACGAUAUGCGCUACAGUGAUUAUGGUGUGGCUGCCACAAGUUGCACGCAGCCGUCGGCACCGCUGCUGCGCGUCAAGAGCGAACCGGAACCGGAACGCGAAACGGAACUGGACAACCUGGGCGCCGUGCCCAAUCUGAACAUUGUGGUCAGCAUACCGCAAUCGCAGCUGAGCAAAUCGGCCGGCUACGGCGACGAGGGCGGCUUCGAGCUGAAGACGGCCAACAAGAAGUCGUCGCCGCCGCAGACGGCGCUGGUGCGCAAUCUGCCCAAGCUCAAGAUCGAGCUGAACAGCAUGAAGGCUAAGCUGACAAUGAGCAAGUCGGCGGAGCCGCGGCUUGAGGACACGGCCACAGCGCAACAGCAGCAGAUCGAUCUGGAGACAUAUGCCAAGAAUAUUGGCCUCAAGCCCAUCGAGCCGGCAGCUGCAGCAGCCGCUGCGUACGUGCCUUCGCAGGAUGUGCUCAAAUACAGCCCGAAUGCGUCGCCCAUGUCCUCCUCCUCGUCGUCGACGAACGGCUCCAGUGGCACUGUCGAUGCCAGCACCUGCACGAAUGCCAGCAGCAAUUGCUCCACGUCCUCGCAUCGCAAGCGCAAGAAGAAGCACUCAAAGGAGCCGAAGGACGCGAAUGGCAAACGCAAGAAACUGCAUGCGGAGAUCUCCUCGCAAACGGACGGCAAAAUGAAAAUGAAAAUAACAACAACGCACAACCACAAGGCGCACAAGCUCGACCUGAAGCGCUCCCAUUCCCUCGCUGGCGGCGAGCUGGUCUCGCUGAAUCAGCUCAAGCUCGAGGAGCAGGCCCCAUCGUUGGCCACCAGCAAGGAGGAUGCACUGAAUCGCACGCUGGGCGAGGAAUCGCGCAGCAUCAAUAGCCUGAUGCCGAUCAGCUACAGCAGCUCCUCCGCCUCCAAUUCCUCCUCGACCGUCGCUGCUAGCUCCGCCGUCUCCUCCUCUGCUGCUAUUGCAGCUGAGAAGCUGACAGGCAGCGGCAAAGAGCUCAAUUUGCCCGCCUCGCCACCGCUGCCGCCCAGUCUAUUCAAGGGCUGUACACCAGCCACGCCCCCGGCUACUCUCACGCCCACUUCUGCACCGGCUGCGCCCGUCAAGCCCAAACUGGCCGCGCCGCCGAAGCCCGCCAAGCCGCAGCUUGUCAGCAAUCACAACAAUCGCAAGGCGCCCAUGCUGUUGACCUGUGCCACGCCCACUGCGAAUGCAGCACCACAUUUUGCCGUGCCACAGACGCCGCAGCGGCAGGCGCCGCCGCUGCCGCCGCAUCACAUCCAGCGCUACCAAUCGACGCCCAGCUCGAUAGCCAGCGCGGCCAACAAACCGCACAAGCGCUCGCUCUCGCUGGACGAGACGCAGGCCCAGCUGCUGGCCAAACAUCCGCGCCUGGACUACCACCAGCAGCAGCAGCAGCAGCUGCAGCUGGUCAAAUAUGCCGCCAGGCUGAAGCCGAGCCCAGCCUGUGCACCGCCCAUGCGUGUUUAUGGACCCGAUAUGGCCAAGACGAGCCCAAUGCCGGUGCGCUGUUCGGCCAGUCUGAGCCUUAGCGUGCCGCAGCCAACGGCGACCACAACACCACGAGCGCGCAACAGCCAGGUGGGCCAACAGGUGGGCCAGACGCUGCAUGGCCUCAGCCAUCCGUAUGCGGAGAUUACGCGCCUCAGCCUGGACCUGGGCGGAUCAGCUGCAUCGCUGAUGGGUCCGCCGGCCAGUCCGGCCAAGCAGCCGGCCAGACGUGCCGCCGCCCAUGCGGUACAGUCGCCGCCGCUGUCAAUGCCGGCCAUGGUUAAGUCGCCGCCGCUCUCGGUGGCGCUUAGCGGGCAGCGCGGCGGCAACGGCAGCAACAUGCCCAAUGCGGCUUAUCGCACAUCGCCGCCUGCUUUAAUAAAUCUGCGCAGCCCGCAACACGCUUUCGCAGCCAAGGCAAAUGCUGGCGCGGCCAAAGUCGCAGACAAUGCCAAGAAAACGGCAACUGUUGCUGGCGCAGUGGCAACGACAGCAGCAACUGUUGCUGCCAGCAGCAAUCAAAGCAAAGCCAAUGGCAACGCCGCGCUGGACAAGUCCAAAACAAGUUUGCGCGAUUUUCGGCCGCCAGCAACAGCAACUGGCACGACAGCAGCAGCAGCAGCAGCAGCAACAGCCAAGGAUGCUGACAUACUUGAUUUAUCAGCGGGCACAGGACGCAGCAGCAACAGCAACAGUAACAGCAGCAGCAAGCAGGCAACAACUGCCAGCAGCAACAGCAACAAGCACAACAAGUUGGCGCCCACAACGUCUGCCCUGAGCUGCAACAACAACAGCAGCAGCAGCAACAGCCUGGAGGCUGCUGUAAAUAAAAUCAAGCAAAACUUUGGCGCCAACAGCAACAGCAACAACAACAGCAGCAGCAGCAUCAACAACAACAACAACAAUUCUGCGGCGGCAGCAACAGCUGCCAGCGGCGAUGAUCUACAAAAUCUGCAUUUGCUUUCGGAGUCGGCAACGGCGCGCGAAAAGAUCUCGAUUAAGAGCGGCAACAUCUACGAGAAUAAGCCAAAGAAUGCGCUGGUCAGGCCGCAGAAUGCGUCUGUGCGCAGCAUACCGAAUCCAUCGGCGUUGGCCUUUCGCAAUCAGGCGACGCCAACAACAACUGCACCAGCAGCAGCAGCAGCAGCAACAACAACAACAAUUGCUGCUGCGACAACAACAAUUGCUGCUGCCAUAACAACAGCAAUUGCUGCUGCUGCAGCCGCCAAGCCGUUAACAGUCAAAGCCGAAGAGCAGCCCAAGUUGGCAGCAGCCGCAACGCUGCUCAGUCCCAGCAGCAACAACAACAACAACAGCAGCAGCAACAACAACAACAACAACAACACGAGCUGCACUGCGUCUGCUGCUGCUGCUGCCACCUCGCCGCGUGCACUGAAGAAGCCGACAACAAUCGAUCAAGUGGCUGCCAAUUUGAACAUACGCGCCGAGGCCAAAGCCGCCGCCCUCGCCGAAGAGGCGCCACUUGUGCUCGGCGGGAGCAGCAGCAGCAGCAACAGCAGCAACAGCAGCAAUGGGGCAGCAACUGCAGCCAAAACGCCGGAACUGGAGAAGGCGGCGAGCAGUGCGGCUAACGUGGCCAAAACGGAUGCCAAGGCGCCAGCAACAGCAACAGCAACUGCAACGGCGACAGCAGCAACUGCGACUGCAACAGCAGCAGUUGCUGCCACGCCCACCACACUCGCCCUGCCCUCGCUGGCGAUGCCAAGCGCUGCGAGUGCUGUCAGCAGCGAUUCAAUGUCAAAGCCGCCCGUUCAAAUUGCCGCCACCGACACUUUGGCAUCGGUGGCAAGUUCCGCUUAGUCACAAGCGUUUCUUUGGAUGUGCGGCACGCAAAUGUAUCUCGUGGCGCCACUCGAGAGUCUACAAACCAGCAGCAGCAGCAGCAGCGGCAGCGCCAGCGGCAACAAUCAGAAUCCAAAUGCAAACUGAUUCCAGUUCCAGUUGGACUAACGCAGCCAGUUCCAGUUCUGCUGCAAUCACAAUUGUUGAGAACCACGGAGAAAGGCAGCUGGGGGGCUGGCACACACGCCCCUUGCUGCAGCGAGUAAGCCUUACAAUUUAAGCAUAAGCACACUCAUUGGCAAUACACACCCAAGACAAAACUCGCAUCAAUCCAAUACCAAAAAAAAAAAAAAA